This is a messenger RNA of Ascochyta rabiei, 1797 nucleotides long. RefSeq lists its product as uncharacterized. The coding region runs from base 1 to 1797 and encodes 598 amino acids. Lineage: Eukaryota; Fungi; Ascomycota; Dothideomycetes; Pleosporales; Didymellaceae. The record is from RefSeq and is a predicted model, not a curated record. The transcript is spliced from 2 exons.
AUGGAGGGUCACCGAAGGAAGAGUGUGUGGUUGACCAUCGGAAUUGGUGCAUGUUGUGCAUCGAGGGAUGAGGUUGUAUCUGAGCAAAAAGGUCACAGUGGUCGAUCAGCUGCGCAGAUACACGAGCAACCUCAAGCCAUGCCAGUUUCUCCGACAAACCCUUUGGCCCCACGUUCGAGACCAGGUCAACUUGUGAGCCAACACAUAUCACAAUGGGUCACGAGUAGUCGCGAGUACGCAGCGAGAGCAUCCUCCCGCGCAAGUCUUUCCACGCUCACGCGGCCAAAACGAUCCCAUUCCCGACCUAGUAUCAGUGGGCCAACAAACUUCCGUCAUUUCGACGGCUUCGAUAGCAUCGAGUUCAUGGACACCGACACAUCUACAAACACCCGACGCCGCAGUUUUCGCCCUCUUCAGCUUUCCAUGUACGGCAGCGACGGUUGUGGACGGCUAUCACCUCUCCCCGACUUUCAAAGGGAAGACAAUUGGACGAGUAAGCCGUCGCCACUAAGCAUGCCCGCGCAGGCGCGAGUUCGCGGAAGCGAGGCAGUAACAGGCCCUUACUUCUCCAACCCUUCGUCACACAAUAUCCCAAGGAAGCCGGUAGGUUCCGGCUCGCGACGUUCAAGUGUGCAAAGCGUGCAGAGUAUGGCGACCCAUGAGAGGAGGUUUUCGGGCUCAACAGUAAGCACAGUGGCUACACCAGCCCUACCCUCGUGGGACGAAAAACCGAGAGCCACUUCGGAAUCAGUGAUUCGUGGGUCUGGGCUACUGCGGCGCUCACGCACUUCUGGGACGAGUACACCUGCUCGUGUGCUCUCUCGCCUACCUUCACCGUCUCGCAGUCGAGCCAACACUGCACCGACACGACCAAGCAGUCUCCGCCGCGCCAAUACAGAUGUAGACGAGGCGAUCCGAGAAUUGAACACGAUUGUUGAAGAGCGUCGAGCCUCAGCCUACCACUCCCACAUUCAAGCUCCCGCCCUCAGCAACCGUGUCCCUCCAUCGCCGUCUCACCACGUACCUCACUUUGCGCCGUCGAUGCGAAUGCACGUCCGGUCAGAGACACUCUCAGACAUUGGCUCCGCAUUCUCAGUUCCACUAGCCAGCAAACCUCUUCCGAACCCGCCGACAAGCUCGACGCCUGCGUUACGCCGAGCACCCAACUUCUCGCUCUACCCACCAGCACGCAACUUCACAGGUCCUUUGACCUCCAACCCAAUCACACCUCCUCCCCCAAAGACCGCAAGCUCGACAUCCACAGCUUCUCUCCACCGUCUGAGCAACUGGCUCCGCCGCUCCUCAUCCCGUCCCACUACACUGAAAUCAACCAUGCCCCCUCCUUUCUACAAAGUCGAGUACCCGCCUGUGCCCGCCCUUGCAUCGCGACCCAGCACGGCAGGAAGCCGCACCACCUACCACGGACGUCAGGACUCGACAGACAGCGCCGAGACAGGUGCCACGACGGUAACGCUCGUGUCCUCGUACUCAACCUCGCGUUCGCAGUCACCAGACGCGGAGCCGGCGACCCACGCCCGUGUCAACGUGCUCAAGGGAACGGGACGCCCAAGACGUGUCCCCGCACCUCUCACCUUCCACACGGACAAGGAAAUCGAGGUCGCUCUCUCGAGCGACAGAAGCACCCGGAGCGCGCGUGGCAUGCGGGAGAUGUGGCCUCCCGUCAGCCCGAGCUACGACAUCCUGCCUGGUCAGGAGUUGUUUGCCAAGGAUGUCGGUCUGCACAGUGGCCGCCGAUUCCCCCCCAGCAGCCCGUCCAUGGUCGGCGUCGCGUUCUAA